Messenger RNA from Elephantulus edwardii (Cape elephant shrew), 1164 nucleotides. Its product is annotated as ceramide synthase 4-like. Gene Ontology annotation, molecular function: DNA binding; sphingosine N-acyltransferase activity. Bases 1 to 1164 code for a protein of 387 amino acids. Gene Ontology annotation, biological process: ceramide biosynthetic process. The record is from RefSeq and is a predicted model, not a curated record. The transcript is spliced from 10 exons. Lineage: Eukaryota; Metazoa; Chordata; Mammalia; Macroscelidea; Macroscelididae. Gene Ontology annotation, cellular component: membrane.
AUGUUGUCCAGCCUGAACGAGUGGCUGUGGCAGGAGAAGUUCUGGCUGCCCUCCAACAACACAUGGGCGGACCUGGAGGACCGGGAUGGCAUGGUCUUUGCCCACCCUCGGGACCUGCUGGCAGCCCUGCCCCUGGCCCUGGCCCUGCUGGCUGUGCGCAUGGCCUAUGAGAGGUUUGUGGCGCUGCCCCUGAGCCGGUGGCUGGGUUUGCAGGACCGAAUCCGGAAGCCAGUGACACCCAACCCCACACUGGAGAAAUAUUUCCUCACACAGAGCCGGAGACCCAAGGAGCCCCAGAUGGCCCUCCUGGCCAACCAGUGUGGCCUCACCCUGCGACAGACCCAGCGGUGGUUCCGGCGCCGCUGGAACCAGGAACAGCCCACGCUAAGCAAGAAGUUCUGUGAGGCCAGCUGGAGAUUCUUGUUCUAUCUGUGUACCUUCCUGGGUGGCCUCUUGGUCCUGUACCACGAGUCGUGGCUGUGGGAGCCAAGGAUGUGUUGGGAAAAUUAUCCAAACCAGCCCCUGAAGCCCGCCCUGUACUGGUGGUACCUCCUCGAGCUGAGUUUCUACAUCUCCCUGCUGAUGACUUUGUCCUUCGACAUCAAACGCAAGGACUUCAAGGAGCAGGUGGCCCACCACUUCGUGACCAUCACCCUGGUCACCUUCUCCUACAGCUCCAACCUGCUCCGCAUUGGCUCCCUGGUGCUGCUGCUGCAUGACGCCUCUGACUAUCUGCUGGAGGCUUGUAAGAUGUUCAACUACAUGCGCUGGAGGUUUACUUGUGACACACUCUUCCUCAUCUUCUCCGGCGUCUUUCUCUACACACGCCUCGUGCUUUUCCCCAUGAAGAUCCUCUACACCACGUACUAUGAGUCCAUCAUCGACCGGGAACCCUUCUUUGGCUACUACUUCUUCAACGGCCUCCUGAUGAUGCUGCAGCUGCUGCACGUGUUCUGGUCGGUCCUCAUCCUGCGCAUGAUUGUUAAAUUCAUGAAGAAAGGCCAGAUGGAGAAGGACAUCCGCAGUGACGUGGAGCAGUCAGACCUGAGUGAGGAAGAGGCCACCCAGAAGCACCCACAGCUAAGGAACGGGUCAGCGAGCACAGGCGGCCCCCGGAGCCGUGUGACCGGACGGCUGACCAACGGACACACAGCACCCAUGUAG